This is a messenger RNA of Ostrinia furnacalis (Asian corn borer), 714 nucleotides long. RefSeq names its product circumsporozoite protein-like. The coding region runs from base 1 to 714 and encodes 237 amino acids. NCBI's taxonomy places the organism in Eukaryota, Metazoa, Arthropoda, Insecta, Lepidoptera, Crambidae. The transcript is spliced from 2 exons. The record is from RefSeq and is a predicted model, not a curated record.
AUGACGUCCCGCGCGACCGCCUCGUCGGGCAGGAAGGGGUACUGCGCGGCCGCGCUCGCCUGCAGCUCGAGCUCCAGCUCCUCGCCGCGCUGCUGGUUGAACUCCAGCUCCGCGACGGCCAACAGGUUGUCGAGCGGCGUCGGCUCCGCGGGCGGCGGCGAGCGCGACGGUCGGGCGCCCACACCGGCGCCGGGGCCGGCUCGGGCCGCGGCGGGCGCUCGCGGCGGCGGCGGGAGCGGCCGGAGCGGCGGCGGCGGCGGACGCGGGCGGCUCGCUGCGGCAGCGGGCGGCGGCAUGGGCGCGGGCGCGGGCGGCGCGAGGCUCGCCGCCGCCGCCGGGCGCCCGCGGUCGCGGAGACACUCCGGCGCGCCGCACCGCGGACAGGCGACAGGCGACGACCGCGCGGACGCGGCCCCGUGGCGGACUGAGCCGGGCGCCGCGCGUCGCCCCGCCCCCGGCCCGCGCGGCCCGCCCAGCAUCGAUCGCCGCCCGCUGCAGCCGCCGCCUGCACCCGCAUGUAAACACGCGCCCCCCGCGCGCCGCCGGGCCCCGGGCCGCGCGCCCGGCACGCCCCCGGCUCCAGCGCUCCCGAGCCGAGCCGGCGGUCGCGGGGCUCCCGGUAAUGAUUGGCAUCGACGCGCGGUAAUGAGAGAUCGCCCUGUGCCCUCGCUUCUCCCGUCCGCGCUUUGCGGUCCGCUGAGCGUUUCGCGCUAA